UAGUGAUAUUGAGUUACCGGAAGUGGAUAUUUGUGAACGUGAUAUUGACAUUAAGGAAAAUAAUGCAGUUAGUGAGUUUCAGGGAAAAGGCUGUGGAUGUCAUAAAAUUCAUGGAAAACCUUGUAGUCAGGUAAUUAACAUUGAUCAGGCUAUUGAAUAUAGAAUGCAGUGUAAGGAAAUGACAUCUGAUGAACUUGAUUUAACAGUUAAAGUGCAGCUGUCUGCCCACAUGAGAGAUCUUACUCACUGGUCAUCUGCUAGGAACAAGAAACAGCAAUAAAAGGACAGAGAAAGGGUAUCACAAGAAUAUUUUGUGUUUGGUGUAAAAAUGUGCAGAGAAACCUUCAUGUUUUGUCAUGGUAUAAGUAAGAAUAAGCUGGCAAACAUAGCUUCCUCACUUGAUAAAAAUGGACUUAAACCUAGGACUCAUGGAAAUACAGGUAAAAUGCCCAAGCAUGAUUUGUCAAUGACUGACAUUGAACAGAUUGUAAGUUUUUUGUCCAGCUAUGCAAAUGCUAAUGGUUUGCCAUUACCAGGUAGAUUGCCAAAUUACAGACAGGAAAGUGUUAUACUGUUACCAUCUGAUCAGAGUAAAGCUGACAUACAUGCUCUUUAUAAUGAAGCAGCUCAGCAAAAUAGUUUCAGGGUAGUCAGCCUAUCUGAAUUCAAGAAAAUAUGGCUGCAACAAUGUCCACACAUAGUUAUUUGUAAACCAGCUACAGAUCUUUGUGCUAAAUGCCAAAAAUAUGCACAUGAAAUCUCUAACAGUGGAAACUUAAGUGAGGAAGACAAAGAAAAACUUUUAGAGAAUUACAGAACAUAUCUGAGUAAAGCCAAAUGUCAGAGAGAUUACUACAGGGAAAAAUGUGAGGCUGCUAAGUUGAAUUAUUCAGUGAUGACUCCAGAACAGAAACUGAGAGGUCAGCCACCAUGUUCAUUGCCUAGAACACAGCAAUACUCAUUUGACUUUGCCCAGCAGCUAUUUUAUCCACACCAUGCUCAACAAGUUGGACCUCUGUAUUUCAAAACUCCCAGGAAGUGCCAGUGCUUUGGAGUGUGCUCAGAAGGAGCAGGUACACAGGUAUUCUAUCUCAUUGAUGAAGCAGACUGCACUGGUAAAGGAGCUAACUGUGUGACCAGCUUACUGCACCAUCAUUUUCAGCACCAUGGGUUUGGAGAGGAGCAUGUGCAGUUGCAAAUGGACAAUUGUUCUGGACAAAACAAAAACAACACUGUAUUGUGGUAUGGGCUAUGGAGAACUAUGACUGGGCUACACAAGACUGUUGAGUUCUCACUCAUGGAAGCUGGCCAUACAAAGUUUAGUCCAGAUUGGCACUUUGGAGUAUUCAAGUCUAAAUGGCGACACUGUACAGUUGAGACCCUAGACCACAUUGCUACAUGUGUUCUUCUGUCUUCAUAAAACAGGCACAAUAUACCUCAGCUUGCAAAUGAUAGUGAGAGACCAGUGUUGUUUUAUGACUGGUCUGUAUAUCUUGGUCAGUUUUUCAAAUGCAUUCCUUCUCUGAAAAAGUACCAACACUUCAGCAUGACAAGUGAAAAGCCUGGUGUAGUAUUGGUUAAGGAAUAUGCA
Molecule: messenger RNA, 1591 nt
Organism: Mercenaria mercenaria
Lineage: Eukaryota; Metazoa; Mollusca; Bivalvia; Venerida; Veneridae
Exons: 4
Coding region: 329-1420 (363 amino acids)
Source: RefSeq, a predicted model, not a curated record